This is a messenger RNA of Centropristis striata (black sea bass), 8367 nucleotides long. RefSeq names its product chondroitin sulfate proteoglycan 4 (gene cspg4). The transcript is spliced from 11 exons. The record is from RefSeq and is a predicted model, not a curated record. Lineage: Eukaryota; Metazoa; Chordata; Actinopteri; Perciformes; Serranidae. The coding region runs from base 1 to 6975 and encodes 2324 amino acids.
AUGAGCGCCAUGCGUCCGGUCCUGGUCGCCGCCCUGCUGACCCUGCUGCUCUGCCUCCCCGGUCCCUCUAAUGGAGAAUCAUACUUCGGGGACAGCUUCUGCAGUCUCCAAGCCUUCCAGGACGUUUCCAGCUUCACGCUGUCGCUGCAGAUGAAGACGAGUCGGCGCAGCGGGCUGCUGCUGCUGGCUGCCGGCCGCGAGGACUACCUGUUCCUGGAGCUGCUCAACGGGAAGGUCCAGGCCCGGAUGAACAUGGGGGCCGGCGAGGUGACGCUGUCCUCGUCUCAGGGAGUGACGCUCAACAACCUGCUGGACCACAAAGUGUCGCUCUCACUGCAGGACGGGAAGCUCACCAUGACCAUCGACGAGCUCUACCCCACGUACGUUCCUGUGCCUGACGACGGCGAGCAGCUCAACAUCGACCUGGGCAUCUGGCUGGGAGGGACGGGAGACCUGGACGCCGAUUACCUCAGCACCGCCAUCCCGCCUUUCCGCGGCUGCAUGACUCAGGUCAAGUUUGAGUCGCACCAGUUCGACAUCCUCAGCACGGCGUUCAAACAGUGCCACGACACGAAGGACUCCUGCAGCGGCGAGUUCGAGGCCGGCGACGGGGAGGCGACGAGUUUCAGCACUCCGGAUUCCUUCGUGUCCUUCCCCACCUGGAGCGGGGCGAGCGGGGCUCCCAGGGUCUUAGAGAUCCUCAUGAAAACCACCAUCGAGGACGCACUGCUUGUUUUCCACCCUGGUCGGGAUUCAGACUUCAUUGCCGUGGGUGUGGUGAAGGGCUACCUCAAAGGGAUGCUGGACGUGGGCGCAGGUCUUCAGGUCCUGGAUAACACCCAGGUGCAGCUGGAUGACGAUCAGUGGCAUCGAGUUAAGGUCCAAGUCAGUCCGGACGCUUUUGUCAUUAACGUGGACAGCCAGUCCACCUCCCUGCCUCUGGACUCCACACAGAAAUUGGACUUGGUUGGAAACUUGUAUCUGGGAGGCAUCCAGGGCAAAAUGAAGGACGUGUUUCGGGAGAGCGGCUCCUUAAAUCACGUGGAAGACGUAAUGACGGCCGAAUCCUUCAUUGGUUGUUUGGGGGAAAUAAAGGUGAAUCAGAAGGACAGAAGCCUGCAGGAUGCUCUGGUGACCAAAGAUGUCCACGUGAAAUGUGAAGGAGAGGACUACGACUACUCGAGUUACUACGACACAGACGCCACAACAACCGCUCCGCCUGUCCGCAUCCGAUACGUUGACAUGGACAACAGCAAUGAUCAGCACUGCUACCCAACAGAUGACACGCCAGAACUGUUCAGAAACGUGACAAAGCUUCUUGACAUCUCGGCAGUGCUGGUGCCAGAAGGUGGUGAAGCUCUCCUUGAUAUCAGCAGUUUAAAUCCCACAUUUGACAUCAGUGCUGCAGGGAUCCGUCAGUCUCAGAUCAUCUUCACUCUGCAGAACGACCCCUGGUACGGCCUGGUUGACAUCAACACCAACACAAGGCGCACGCAAGUGUUUACUCUUCUCGAUGUCAUCAACAAGAAAAUUAAAUACAUGCACGAUGGAAACGAACGGCAUGCAGAUCAGAUCCAGCUGCAGGUGGUUGCUCAGAGUAACGACUACCUUCCCGAGUGCUUAAAAACUCCCCAGGAGUACAUCCUGCCUGUUGAGAUCCUUCCCGUCAACGACAUACCGCAGCUCGGCGGGGGAGAAAUCACCAUCACGGAGAACGGCAGAACUCGUUUGAGUCCCAGCCUUAUCAAAAUCACAGACUCUGACACCCGCUGUGAUGAAUUAGUGGUAACUGUGACCUCGGGGCCUUCCGCAGAAGUCGGGUAUUUAGAAAACGGUCAGCGGCCGGGGAGAAGCAUCUCAGAGUUCACCUGCAGGGAGCUGAAAGAAGGGAAUAUCUACUUUGUACAUAGAGGGGGCAGUGCUGCUGGAAUGACCCUGGAGGUGUCUGAUGGACAGUCUGUGAGCCAGUCGACUACUUUUCAGUUAUCCGUGACGCAACCACACUUGACUAUUGUCACCAACUCUGGCCUUCUUCUAUCUCAAGGAAGCAACGCGUCCAUUGGUGUUCAAACUCUGGCGGUCAUCGCUCACCCUCGUAACGGAGCCGUUAUGUAUAACAUCACACAGCCUUUGAUGUACGGAGAACUACAGUUAAUGACGAGCAAUGGAAAUUACAAGCAGGUUACAUCUUUUCACCAAUCUGAUCUGGAUCAAAGCCGCCUGAGGUACGUCAGCACAGACUCCAGCGACCAGGAAGAUGUUGUGAGCGAGCGCAUUCAGUUCGACGUCCACCUGGGCCAGUUCUCCCUCUGGAAGAACACCUUCUUAGUCAAGAUCAUCCCCGCACAAGUGAAAGUUUCUAACAUGGUUCCACUGGAUAUGGAGGCCGGUGAAGAGCAAACAAUCGGACUCACAGAGCUUCAAGCUGAGGUGAAAGGGAAGAACCCUGACCCACAAAGUGUAAAAUACGUCAUCGUCAGGCCUCCAACACUCGGGAGUCUGCAGUUGUCCGACAGAGUGUUGGCUGAGGGGGACGUCUUCACACAGAAGGACAUUAUUGACAGCAGUCUUAGCUACACGGCACGUGUGCAACGAUCUGUGGACAGCAUAGACCAGUUCCAGUUCAGAGUCCUGGCUGACGAUCAGUACUCCCCUCUGUACACCUUCCCUAUUAACAUCCUCGCCAGUGUUGAUGCUCCUGUUCUGACCAAUGAGUACCUGGUGGUCCUGCAGGGUGGUGAGCUCGCUCUGAACAAAAACUACCUUUGGCUGCACUCUCCAAGUUCUUCAGAUAUCGUGUACCGGGUCACGCAGGGGCCAAAGUACGGCCGUCUGAUCAGGGGGUCCCCGCCCGGGCAGCCCCGGUUCGAGGGGGCGAUAAGAAUAUUCAGCAACGAAGACCUCGAGGCCGAAAGACUUAUUUACAAGCACGACGGCUCCAAGACGAGCAGCGACGAGUUCCACUUCUCAGCGUUUGAUCAGGGAGCGGCGAGUUCAGACAACGGGGAGAUUGUGAGCGGUGUUUUCAGGAUUUCUAUCCAAUCCAAGAACGAGCACGCUCCCGUCAGAGUCGUGGACAAAGUCUUCAACGUCGUCCGCCACGGUCAGCGUCUGCUAACGACCGACGUCAUCCAGUUUAAAGACGACGACUCCGGCUUCAACGACACCCAAAUCGUCUACGCUCGUGAGGGAAUCCUGUCGGGAAACAUCGUCUCCACUUCCAACCCAACACAGCAGCUUUUCCGCUUCACACAAGCCGACCUGCGGGACAAAAACAUCCUCUUCAUUCACCACGGAGCCGACCGGGAGCGCUUCUCUCUGCAGGUGUCAGACGGCUUCCACAAGACCACGGCGCUCCUCGAGAUCCAGGCCGGCGAGCCCUACCUGCGGGUGGUAAACAACACGAUGAUUAUCAUCGACCACGGGAGCACCAAGACCCUGAACACCACCCUGCUGAGUGCCGACUCCAACAUGGACAUCAGGGACGACAGCGAGAUCAAGUUCGAGGUUGUGUCGCCGCCGGGCGACGGCAGGAUCAUCGUGAGCGGGAUCGAGGCGGCACAGUUCACCCAGGAGGACCUGAAGAAAGGUGUCGUCUCGUACGAACACAACUAUGAGAGUCUGAGGUCCAAGGACUCGUUCAGCUUCACCGUCCAGGCGAGAGGACACUCUGAAGUGGGCAUAUUCAGGAUUAAAAUAUUCAAGCAAGGCUACCUCUCUGAGCCUGAGGUGAUAAACAACGAGGUCAUCAUAUCCUACGAGGGAGAGCACACCAUCAUCAGCGAAGAAAAUCUCAAGGUGGAUCAGGCUGAUAUUCUCCCUACUGAGAUGGUGUUCAGAAUCAAACAGUCUCCUCGUCUGGGCCACGUGGUGAAGCUGACCAACAGCUCCGACAGCACCGCCUCGCCCGUCCUCGACUACAUCUACUCCUUCACCCAGGAGGACAUCGACCAGGGACGCAUCCUCUACGUCUCCGCCUCCAUCCAGGGCGAGGACUCGUUCUCGGUGGACGUCAGUAACGGCUUCACCUCGGUGGAGGAGCUGCAGGUGUCGGUGAACGUCGUGCCUCGUCUCAUCCCCGUCAUCACCUCCAACUUCACGGUGAAGGAAGGCCUCAGCAGGGUGAUCAACGCCGACAUCGUCAACAUCUCACACCCCUUCUACAGCGCGGCCAACGUGGACUUCGUGGUGGAGGAGCCGCCGCAGCACGGAGACAUCCGCUACCUGGACGGAGACGAGCUCACCUACUUCACCUGGGAGGAGAUCAAACUUGGACACAUCUACUACAUGCAUGACAGCACGGAGACGACCGAGGACAGCUUCACUCUGACCGCCUCCGUGUACGAGAUCGAGCGCCGCAGCCUCCCCGUCACCGUCUCCAUCACCGUCGUCCCCGUCAAUGACGAGCCGCCGCGGCUAACACGCAACACGGGACUGGAGGUUCUGUCCGGAGAGGACGCUGACAUCACGUCCAGCAUGUUGAACACGGAGGACGCCGACACGCCGGCGGACCAGCUGGUUUACCACGUGGAGGUGCCGACCAGCGGCGUGGUGGCGCUGAAGGAGGCGCCCGAGGACGCCGUGAUGAACUUUACACAGGCGCACAUCAACAGGGGAGAGGUCAUCUUCAUCCACGAGGGUGAGGAGUCUGGCGGUUUCAGCUUCACGGUGACGGACGGCGAGCACACGACUCCUCUGUACCGCUUCGUGGUCACGGCGCGACCACUCACCAUCACCAUGGUGACGCAGGAGGAGCUUGUCGUGUUUCCAGGAACGAGGCAGUCGAUCACCAGCGCUAACCUCGGCGCCGUGACUAACGAGGACGGGAACGAGAUCAGCUACUCUUUAGCCCGACCGCCUCGACUGGGACGACUGAUCCUCGCCAACGACAGGAACCAGUACGAGGAGAUCCACCGCUUCACACAGACACAGCUGGAGUCCGGGGCGGUGUUCUACGAGCACCAGAUCCCAGAGGAUCCCUUCUGGGUGGUGCGGGACUCAGUGGAGCUGACGCUGUCGUCUCAGCCGGCGCCGGACGUCCGCCACAUCCUCCCCAUCACCAUCUCAUACUACGCUGCUCACAGCAACAUCUCUUCUCAGCUCUGGAGGAACAAAGGUCUGGACAUCGUGCAGGGCCAGAGGAAAGCCAUCGACGGCUCGAUUCUCGACGCCUCCAACCUCCUGGCGAGCCUUCCCGAGGACAAGCGGAGCGCCGCUGACGCCGUCUUUGAGAUGAAGCGAUUCCCGGACCACGGGCGCAUCACGCUGGGGGGUCAGGACCUGCCGCGCAACGCCGCUACCUUCACGCAGGAAGACGUGACUCAAGGAAGGCUGGAGUACCUGCACGACGACUCGGGGGCGUCCUCCGACAGCUUCUCGUUCAGAGCGCGUCUGAAGCCCGAGGGUCAGGGCGCGCCUUCGCCCGCCGAGUCCGUGGUCCUGGAGGAGGUGUUCAACAUCUCGGUGAAGCGGCGAGGCUCCGACGCCCCCGAGCUGGUCACCAUCGACAUGCUGCUGGAGGUCCUCCAGGGCUCCAUGACGGUUCUGACCCAGAAGCACCUGAACACUCAGGACGAGGACAGUCCGCCGGACGAGGUGCACUUCAAAGUGACCAAAGCGCCUCGAAACGGCCGGAUGAUCGACGCGCUCACCAUGGACCCGAUCUCCGAGUUCACGCAGGAGAUGAUCAACCGCGGGCAGGUCGGCUUCUUCAGCGACGGCAGCCUCGCCGACGGCUGGGUGGAGUUCAUCGUGUCGGACGGCGAGCACCAAACGGAGCCGCACACGCUGCACAUCGGCGUCCUGGCCCGCACGCUGAUCCUGGACAAAGCCCCGGAGAUCAAGGUGAAGCAGGGCGACGACGAGACGCUGGUGACGGAGGAGAUGCUGAAGGCCACGACGGGCGGACCCGUGGAGGAGGACAUCCUGUACAAGAUCACCAGCGCGCCGAAGUACGCCGCCGUCAUGGUCGACCGGCAGCCGACGUCCGCCUUCACCCAGAAACAGAUCAAAGAAGGCCGGGUCAGCGUCCGCUUCGUCAAGUCCACUUCCCCUCGGGACAGCGUGGCGUUCGUGGCCCGCAGCAGAGCGGCCAACGUCUCGUCCGUGCUCAACAUCACCGUCCAGCCGCUCGCCAACAUCGCCCAGGACCCUCUGCUGCCGCAGGGCGCCCUGGUGCAGCUCGACCGGAAGCUUCUGGAUGCGACUCCACUGGCGAACAAGACAAGAACCUCCCCGACUUUCACCGUCAUCCAGCAGCCUCGGGGGGCCCGAUUUGUGAGGUCCGGAGGUCCCGGAGCCGGUCAACCGGUGGACACGUUCAGCCAGAAGGAGCUGGACGAGGGCCGCGUGGCGAUGGAAGUCCUGAAUCCCGGAUCACGAGGCGGCGUCGGCCAGGACGAGGCUCGCUUCCUGCUCAAAGCCCACGGCGUUCCUCCUGCAGAAUGCGUGCUCUCCUUCCAAACGGGCCCCUACAACGCCUCGGGGGUCUACCCCGCCACUCUGUUGAGGAUCCCCUCGUCGAAGGACAGUAACGACCUCCCGGGCGUGGCCGGACCGCCUCGUGCCACUCCGGCGAGCCCCCGCUGGAGGGGCAACAUGGACUGGCCCCACGGCGACGGCCCCACCACCACCUCCCCCGGCACCAACGACCACGGGAAACCGCACAUGUCCCGCCGCAGCAACUUCUGGUCCAUCCUCAUCCCGAUCCUGGUCAUCCUGCUGCUGCUGCUGCUGGCGGCCAUCUUGGCCUACUACCUGAUCCGCAAGAACAAGACGGGCAAGCACGACGUCCAGACGGCGGCGGCUUCCAAACCCAAGAAUGGAGAGGUGGCCAGCGCGGAAACCUUCCGCAAAACCGACCCGGCCAACAACAUCCCCAUGUCCAACAUGGACGCCAAAGACGCAGACCCCGAGCUGCUGCAGCACUGUCGGACAACGAACCCGGCCUUGAAAAAGAACCAGUACUGGGUCUGAGACUGGUCCGAUUCCUCGUGUUUUGGAAAGUCUUCCUCCGAUCAUUCCUUCUCAGUAUUAGAGACCUCUUGCCACACCAGUUCAAACGAAAAUUAUCUCUUUGACACCAUUGGUUAUUUACUUCUCUCUCAACAUAACUGUGGACAAAUUCUCAGGCAACGAAACACUGAAAUACUUAUUGGCAAAGAAAGAGGUAGUUUCUGAUGUCAGGAGGCUCCGGCCGUCUAUUUAUUGUAGUUUGAUCAUUCCUCGCUGUCAAAGGGGCACAAACGAAGACAUAAACAUGCUAAACACAUGUUUGCAAAAAAGAAGUAUCCUGUCCGUGCUCUGCCAUUUAUUCCACAUGAUAUCGUAGGCCAAUAUUAUUAUUAUUCAGCUGAGUGGGUUAACAAAGUGACGGUUUGAUUACAGUUUGUACGCCUUGUACAUAGACGAUGAGGUAAAUAUAUGCUGUAUUAUCUAGAAGAUGGAAAAAAAUCGCCUCUUUGUGUUUUUUUCUCUGUUAUUUUUUAAUGUUUUUAAGGUACUUUUUGUGUUUCUCAGGGCUAAAUUCAGUUUAAAUGAGUGGUACGAGAUUUUGGGAAAUAUACUGAUUCACUUUUUAUUGGUUAGAAGAUUGAUAUCGCGUUGUUAAAGAUAAACUAUGCAGGAAUUAAAUACUCCUCAAAGUGAAGAUUGAUGAUCGUUUUGUCUCCGUUUAAAACCUGAAGUUUGUUUUAAAGCUAACUGGCUAAAAGAAACUGUUUGAAAUGGAUUCAGAGAUUUUGUGGAGCUUUGUUUUGGUCCUAUUGACUGUUAUAAACCAACCAUCGUUGGUCUCAGGUCUGUUUUUAUUUCCAGCUUUUAUUUUGGAAAUACUUGUUUUUUGCAGCGUUUCUGGGAAAGUUUCUUAGAAAAAGAGCGGACAACAAGACAAAUAUACCGAGGUAGGCAAAAUUUUGAGUGAAAACAAACUUUUACUUUUGUUGAGUUUGUUUACGAACAAAGAAAAGCAACAAUUCCUGCAUAGUGUGUCUUUAAAUCCAACAUUCAGUGUCAGAUUGGAUCUUUUUAUCUAACUCGGUGAGAGAGUGAAGACGCUUCGUUUCCCAAACUAUCAAACUACGACUUUUAAUGCCAUCACACGGUUUCACUUUGUGUGUGAAGAAAAAGGUUCAAUGCUAAAAAAAAAAAAAAAAACCCUUUUCGUUUGAUUGAAUUUAGCUCCGAGUUGUUAUGUUAUUCUUUCUGCAUGUUUCCAAAGUGCUUGUAAAUAUUCACUGGACUGGCUCGGCACUGAGCAGAGCCAUGCGGGCGGUUCGUUUCCGGUUUGGAGCCCUCCGCGCUGGCUGACAGGCAGCAUUGGAUCAGCUGUAACUGGGCCCUGACGCCCUCCGUGCUGACUGACAGGCA